Engraulis encrasicolus (European anchovy) is the source of this 2058-nucleotide messenger RNA. RefSeq names its product solute carrier family 51 subunit beta. The coding region runs from base 197 to 1666 and encodes 489 amino acids. Gene Ontology annotation, cellular component: plasma membrane. Gene Ontology annotation, biological process: bile acid and bile salt transport. The transcript has 5 exons. The record is from RefSeq and is a predicted model, not a curated record. NCBI's taxonomy places the organism in Eukaryota, Metazoa, Chordata, Actinopteri, Clupeiformes, Engraulidae. Gene Ontology annotation, molecular function: protein heterodimerization activity; transmembrane transporter activity.
GCAAAGGGUCCUUUACCUGUGAGGGGAGGAGAUCUUACCUGUGCAGAGGGUCCUUUACCUGUGAAGAGAGAGGGGAGUCCUCACGGUACCUGUCAGAGGAGUGGUUUACCUGAGGAGAGAGAGAGGAGUUCCUUACCUGUGAGCGGAGAGAAGAUCUUACCUGUCAGUAGAGAGCACAUCUUACCUCUCAGGAGAGAUGCAUCAUCUCUGGGUCAUAGUGGUGUCGCUGUGCCUUCUUUUGCACGGGUCAGUGGGUCUGAUGAUCCACAACGCCGCGGAUAACCUCUGUCUUCAGGACUCCUCAACAACAGAGGGGUCACCCGGGGUCAAACUCUGCCGCUGUAACCUUGACGACGACCUGCAGCAGUGGGCGUGGCAGGACCAGCGCUUCCUGCGGAACGUCGGAACGCAGCGCUGCCUCUCGGCGUUCCGCGAGCGGCCAUUGGUGAUGGAGGCGUGCGAUGGCGCGGAGCACCUGGCGUGGGGGUGCGAGGCCCAGGGCGGGCUGCUGAGUCUGAACCGCAGCCUGUGGCUGGGGGCCCACAAGGGGAGGCUGCGGCUGCUGCCGGCCCCUGAGGGACUCGCAACACGCUGGAAGUCACUGGACAAGUACGACGUGUGCCAGGAGAGAGUCCGGUCCAAGAGGGCCUGGGAGGAGGAUGGCUUUGGUGGAGAGUUGGAGGAGGACGAGCCUGCAGUCAGCAGCAUGAACCAGGAGCAGAGAGAGUUCCUCAAGUGGUUCUACCGCACCGAGGACCAGACCAAAUGGACGUUUGCCAUGCUGGCUCUGGCCUUUGGGGCCCUGCUGCUGGGCUGCAUCCUGCUGGUGUCUGGCAUGAUGGCUAGCAGGAGCAGGAAGAAGAUAGCCAAGUACAAGGCGGUGGCGGCUCAGGCCCUGAAGGCCUCCCCUGGAGGUCACGAGCUACGAGAGGUCGUCUCCGAGGCAACGCAGCAGCUCCUCCCCCCUCCCUCCCCCGAACUGCAGGCCCCCUCCGCCCCCGUCGCCGCGGUUACAGUCACCCCUGACAACCACGUCCCGGCAGCGGCCCCCACGCCGGCAGAGAACGGACUCCUGAAGCCUGGAGAGAUCAUGGUCACCUGGAGAGACGGAACUGUUAGCAAUCUGUACGGAGACAGAGGAGCAAAAGAGGAGGAGGAGAAGAGAGGAGUGGAGGAGGAGAAAGGAGGAGUGGAGGAGGAGAAGGGAGCAGUGGAAGAGAAAGGCGGAGUGGAGGAGGAGAGAGGAGCAGUCGAGGAGGAGAAGAGAGAAGUGGAGGAGGAAGAGAGAGGAGGAGUAGAGGAGGAGGAGAGGGGAGGACCAGCGGAGGAGGAGAGAGGAGUGGAAGAGGAGAGAGGAGGAGUGGAGGAGGAAGAGAGAGGAGCAGAGGAGGAGAAAGUAGAGGAGGUGGUGGCAGUGGCAGCUGAAGAGGAGGGGGCAGCACCAGAGGGGGAGGAAGAGGUGGCCAAAGCUGAGGAGGUGACAGUAGCUGAGGAGGAGGUGGCCGUAGCUGGGGAGGAGGUGGCUAUAGCAGGGGAGGAGGUGGCCAUAGCUGAGGAGGAGGUGACCAUAGCUGGAGAGGAGGUGACAGUAGCUGAGGAGGAGGUCGCGGAGGAGGUGGUGAAGCAGGAGGUGGUGAAGCAGGAGGUGGCAGGUGAAGAAAACUAAAGGGGAGGAGAAAGUAGCUGGAGAGGAAAUGGCAGAGGAGGAGGCGUGUGUGUGCGUGUAUGUGUGUGUUUGUGCUGAAGUGAUAGAGUGCGACAAAGAGAGAGAGAGAGAGUGUGUGUGUGUGUAGCUAUAUUCUUUGUUUUUGUGUGUGUGCGUGCACUUGUGUGCCUUUACCGUCCCAAGGAUUUGUAUGCUUGCUCUAGCUGUUAUGAGAGCAGUGAAGAGCCGUACAUACAAAACAUAAUGACUGCCAUUGUAUUUGUACCAUAUUCAAACACUGUGUAUUCUCUUGGUUUUAAAUCUGUGUGCAAUAGAUCAUGAUCAAUUCUGGGUAAUAUGACACAAAUGCUCAAUCUGUACAUUGAAUUCUAAUAAAAAAUUGACAUGGUUAA